Hirsutella rhossiliensis is the source of this 1212-nucleotide messenger RNA. RefSeq names its product cytochrome p450 domain-containing protein. The record is from RefSeq and is a predicted model, not a curated record. Lineage: Eukaryota; Fungi; Ascomycota; Sordariomycetes; Hypocreales; Ophiocordycipitaceae. The transcript is spliced from 6 exons. Gene Ontology annotation, molecular function: heme binding; oxidoreductase activity, acting on paired donors, with incorporation or reduction of molecular oxygen; monooxygenase activity. The coding region runs from base 1 to 1212 and encodes 403 amino acids.
AUGUUCUUGUUCGAAAUCGAGAAGAUGCACCGGCAAUACGGUCCCAUUGUCCGCAUCACCCCCUGCGAAGUCCACGUUAGUGAUCCUGCAUUCUACGAUGAAAUAUAUGCCCCGAGCAGCCGAAAGCGUGAUAAGCCUGUCAGUUUUGUUCCGUCAAUCGGGCUACCCGACUCCAUGGCGGCGACUGUAGGCCAUGAACAACACCGUUUUCGACGAAGCAUUUUGACCGAGUUCUUCUCCAGGCGCUCUGUCCUGGCGCUCUCAGACAUGGUUGACGAACGGUUGCAGACGCUUAUGCAGCGUUUCGAAGAGUUUCGAAACAAUCAAACCGUCGUGUGCCUUGAUGAUGCUUUCACGGCACUAACAUCAGAUAUCAUCACAUCCUAUUGUUGCGGUAGACACUGGGGAUUCGUGGAGGAUGAACAUUUCAACAAUCAAGUCCGCAAGGCAAUUGAGGAUCUCGCCAAGUUUUGCCAUGUUAACCGGUUUUUCCCCUGGCUGGUCUAUCUACCGCGCAUAUUGUCACCGCGAGAACGGACCCGCAAUCGACUGCGAGACGAAGCAGUUGCUGUCAUCGGUGCCGGAACAGAAUCGACAGGGCAUAUCCUGACCGUGGCUGCUUACCAUCUUGCUCGCAAUAGUGACAUGCGGGCUACACUAAGGACGGAAUUGAAGCAGGUACUGCCCACGCUUGACAGUAGGCCGACGCUGCCCGAACUUGAAAAGCUGCCCUAUCUGGUCGGUGUUGUCAAUGAAUCUUUGCGCCUGUCUUAUGCAUUGGUUGGGCGGCUUCCCCGUGUUGCGCCGACAGAGUCCCUCACAUACAAGGACUACGUUAUUCCUCCCGGAACACCGAUGAGCAGUUCCAGCUACUUCAUUCACCGAGAUGCCUCCAUUUUCCCUGAUCCGGAGAGGUUUGACCCCGAUAGAUGGGCCACGGCAGUCCAAAAGGAACAAAACUGCAAGCGUUACCUUACGUCGUUUACAAGGGGGAGCAGAGCUUGCCUCGGGAUAAAUCUCGCCUAUCUGGAGCUCUUCCAGACAAUUGCUCAUUUUGUCCGCCGGUUCGACGUGCACUUGUACGACACGGAGCCAGAGGAUGUUCGCCUCACAAGAGACAUGACCAUUGGAUAUACGAGACGGGGGUUCAUGAAGGUUUACGCCAAAUUGUCAUCAGCCGAGGAGUGGUCGGGGGUCGAGCGUUGCUCCUGA